Lodderomyces beijingensis is the source of this 4224-nucleotide messenger RNA. The record is from the annotation of a GenBank genome assembly. NCBI's taxonomy places the organism in Eukaryota, Fungi, Ascomycota, Pichiomycetes, Serinales, Debaryomycetaceae.
AUGCAAGACCGUGGCAACUCUUUGCUGUUCACGCCUACGUCUGAGGGACCCAGUAACCGUUGUUCAGAAUUGGUUAUGCCAUCCACGGCGCGAGCGACGCUGCCAGCGACACGCGACCAACUCAGCAAAUCUUUCAAAUCGACACCAUUGCAGCUGCAACAGGAGAAGGAGAAGGAAAGAAGGAGGAAGAGGAAGAAGAGGAAGACGCGAUCGCUGACUGAAAAUGGGAAACGCUCAAAAGGGGAAAGCAGAUCGCCUUCACCGGAGGAGACUGAACCAACGAAAACACCAGCUUUACCCAGUUCAUCGGGUGAUACUGUGGAGCUCCCUCGGGAAAAAGUCGAUAUCAAACUUGGACACUGUCAAUUGAACUCAUCGCCUAUAAAGAGCAACAGCCCCGUCAAGCUCAGGCUGCCUCCUCGUCCAGCCAAUCUAGAUGCUCACCAUAGGAAGCGAAAAAGCGUCUUGUUUUCAGAUAAUCUUGUUUCGGACCUACCGAGUACACCGGAAAAGUGCUCGACUCCCAAGAGGUCGAUUUUGAAGACGCAUGAUUUGAUGAAUCCGGUACCUGGUCUUGCUCAUCCCAACAGCAGCAGCAGCCGCAGCAGGAGCGGCAGCACGAACUCAUGGCUGCUCGACUCAACGCAAACAAAGCCGCAGUGUUUUAGUCCCAAGGACCCUGGUUUCUGGCUGCAAGGUAUUGUCAUUCAAGUCCGUGCCAAUGCUCCCGAACUACCGCUCUUGGUUGAAGGAUGCAUAUCGGUGUUGGCUGAAAGCUCCUUCACGAACCGCUUUGAAGUUUACGCGACGUUGAAUGGCAUCUGCAAGACGAAUUCAAAUGAAACCUUGAUCAGCUUAUUCUCAAAAAAGAGAGAAAGAAAAUGCGAGAUGGAAAUCAACGACAGUCCGAUCCGGGCACAUAUUCCCAACUGCCAGCAGGUAAGCAUGGUCCUGGAAUUUGUCGAGUUGACAAUGAGAGACUUGCAAAAUAUGGAAAAGAAGAUAUUCAUUGUGGACAAAGAGGCGAUGGCGAUGGACAAGGACAAGGAAAAGGAAAAGCUCAGUCCUGUCAAGAAUGACCCUUUUGUAGUGCGCGGGAUAAACCAAGCAUUAAAGUUCUUUGGGCACAUGCUUUCCAUUGCCGAGCUAGCGAGCGGAAUACCAAUCGAGGCCCUUGAGUGGAUCUUGAGACACUCAAGCGAGAUGUUGACCCACCCGCGCAUGUCAAAGACACUCGUGUCUCCCUACUUGACUUUGAUCAAGGACUUUAAUUUUGAUCCAGCUCGCAAGCGGGCUCUUUUCGAGAACCACGACUUGGUGGAGCAAAUACUUUUUGGCGUCGUCAACAUGACGCCCUUCCCAAGCUUGUCGUUAAUUGCCGAACGAUUCUCCUGUCUCAGGAACUACAUCAUAUGCUUCCCCCAAUGUAUGGCGAAACAUUUUGGUCACUGGUUUGAAGCGCUCAUUAUUAGUCUUUGCAACAUUACUAGCCCAAUGUACCUGAAGUGUUUGAGCAACGGCGUCCAGUGCCUCCUCGAGGCGUCCAAGACAUUUUUGGACAAUAUCCCAAUUCAGAAUUACGUUCGAAAGUUGCUUUCCAUGCCGCCUCCUUCGAGACUGCUGCUGCUGCAACUGUUGCUGUUGUUCACCGCUGGUACAAUUUAUGCGGAUGCCGAUGCGGAUUCCAAUCGUGCAGCUUCGCAGAAUGUCAGGCUUAUCGAUAUCAUGUUAUUCCAGCUCAACGAGUUGAUUAGCGCUGGGCAAUACCAAAUGGCAGUCGAGAUUUGGAUGGGGAUGACCAUGUUGGUGGGGAAUGCAGGCACGCCAUUUGAAAAAUGGACCUAUUUGGGAGAAUGGUUGCAAAUUCCUCGGUGCUGCUACAACUCGCAGAAUAGAAUUGCGAAAAUAUUGGCCAUCAAUUGUUGGAAGGCAGUUGUGUUUAACAUUUGCAAAAAUGAGUUGUUGGAAAUCAGAAAGGAGUUGGACCAAGCGGCUAGACAGUCGAGCCCGAUGGCGAACAAAAAAAAGAAUAAGAUGAUGAUGCCCGUUACAGCAAACUCGGCAUUGAGGCCCAAAUUGAGACUUUUGACUCACGUAUUCCAGACUUUGGACGUGUCGCAAAUGGACCAGGAAUAUGUCGAUGCCCUUCACCAGCUCUUUCUCAGAAUAUUGUACUUGAUUCUUUCACCGAGCAUAAUCAAACUGUCGAGAUACCUCCACACGUUGUGGGUCAAAGUGAUCCAAUUCGUUCUUGCUCAUUUCUAUUUCAGAAAGAGCGCCUCGAGUGCCUACAUGAAUCAAUUGGGCUUGCAGGUUUUGACACGACUAAUCACCCAAGUCAAAUGCAACAACACCCACGGUUUCAAUGAAUUGAGAGUGCUAGCGAGCGAAGAGGUGGAUAUUGGCCAAAUCAGCGCAAUCCCCCUGCGAUGGAUCCAUGCUAAUUUCGACGUGGUGAUGCAAAACUUGAUCUUGGCCGCCCAACUGGCCGGCUUGAGCUUAGAGCUGAAAGUGUCCUUUUUCAGAGUCUUUAUAAAUGCCAUUCGUCCAGUGGUGCAGCGCGAGGAUAAACCUUCUGCGACAACAUAUGAUAUUAUUGAUAAUCUCCCCACGGUGUUGAGAGAGACUUUUGCCAAGGGUAAACCAACUUAUGAAAUAGUAUACAAGAUUGUGUUGAAUUUGAACGACACUUUCAAUCCAUCAGAUAUGGUCAACGUGGAUAUUCAGGACCAGAGCUCAGACACACACCUUGACGUUUACACUACAAUCUUGCAGCUUAGCAUUGGGGCAAUGAGCAAAUGCGAGCAAGAGGAGAUCCUAACGUUGAUCUCGCGGGCACUCAACCUGCAAACAAGACUCGUGUUUGUUCAUGAUGCCUUGAGAAUGCCAAAUUUAUCCGAUGAGUCUCAGGGUCUCCUAGUGACACUCCUCAACUUACACAGUGCCAAAAAAAUUGAUACCGGUGCCACAUCACUAGACCUCUAUGGGGGUAUUUGUGCCGUUAUCAGAAGCAAUUACGAGCUUUUGAUCAAGAGAGUGAUCCAGGCGGUGGUUUCUUCAUCAGCAGAGGAUUCACUAUACGAAAACCUUUUACGUCUCAAGAUCGAUGCGUGGGACUUGCCCAAAUUGGACUACACUUUGCUAUUGUUGAAGGAUGGACUUAGCAAGUCAAUUCAAAGAUUCGUGAACCACGCGGCGAUGCUCCGGCUCCGACUCCGGCUCGGUGUUGACGACACCGUUGGUGUCUUGAAAUUCCUCACCCAACACGACUUUUCCCGUACUUUGUUGUCGCUUCAAACCCCGAUUCUUGAACUAAUUGAGAGUCUAAGCGGACCGCAACGCACUGAAGCUUGUUUGGUGUUGAAAGAGUAUUUGGUAUACAAGUGUCGACAAGGCAACAAAGAUGACGCUUACAUUGACGCCAUGAAGUGUGGUUGCUCUAAGAAAAUGAAAGGGAUGGAUCUCGAGCCCAAACACGCGGCUAAGCUCACGAGGACUAAUGGUGAGAUAGAAAAGAGGCAAAGCUGUGUCAACUGUAGCAGCAAUGGAGAAGAUGACACACUGCAGAAAGUGUCGAAUCAAGUAUUGGGGUUCCCUUUGUCCAUUCCUCCAUAUGUAUACACCGAUAUUGGCUCCUCAAUCGGAGACAAAAUAGAUGCAAACUGCAAAGACGACAAUGGAGCGCUGCUAGUAUCACAGUCCAGUGGCAUGGAAGAGGACUUUGGUGAAGGGAAUCUGCAAUGCAGUUUGCAAUGCAACUUUACUCCAGCACUGUCCAUCUAUAUGGAGGAGCCUGACCACAAGGAAGAAAAACAACAUGGAGAGAGCCAGCAAUCACAGCUUCUGGAAACUGAAUCAAUCAAAAGCGUUGAACGUGCUCCCUCAAAUGGCUCGGCAAACAUUAACAUCUCGCAAGUGGACACUCUUACCCUCACAGUUACACCGCUGGUGCCUCAACUUGACCAGGUUUCAACAGCAAGCACAAAUCCCAACCAAAAGAAUUGUAGCGAACUUCAAAGUUUCAGCAGUUUGGAAUGCCCAGACAGUAGCGCAGACACAUCCGGCUCUGCGGACUUGUCAACAGUGACUGAGGUGAAGAACGUCGGAGCAUUGACGGAUGCCGAUGUCAAGAUCCGUGGUCGAAAAAGGCCCCGUGCAGAAGCAGUUGAUGAGGAUAGAAACGCCAAGCUAUUGAAAGUCCUGACACCCACCUGUGUCUUUUAG